AUGCUGCGAAACCCGCGGUCCGAUCUUCCUUCCGGGGGCGCGGGCCGGCAAAUCCUCCGUCAGGGGAAAUCUGCAGGAUUCCGAGGGCCUGCGCUGAAGGAGGCGCGGCAGGACCAAGGCCGAGGGGCAGGCGCGGCGCGCUCGGAUUGGAUCUCGAGGACGCUGCCAUUUUUUACGAAGUCAAAAUCAGAAAUAGGUCUUAGGUUGUCAGAUAUGAUCAAAGGUAAGAUAGAUCUUGGCACGGAACUUGUCCUAUAUGGUGGAUUUACCCGCACCGUCGAUACGAGAUAUGGAGCAGGUGCCUCAGGCCACACCUGGAAUGAACCCGCCCCCGGAAAAAGAACGACCACCCGCCAAGAACGACCCCCCAAGAACGACCACCCACCAAGCGACACCGCCAUAACCACCACCCGCAAGAACGACCACCCAAGAACGCACCUACCCCUAAGGACUACGCCGCCAAACCAUCUAAGAAACGCCACGUCCCACCACCCCCAGAAGAAACACGACGCAAAACCCCCUCCCCACCCCCAAGACGACCACCCCCAGACCCGCCCCAAGAACGACACCCCAAGAACAGAACGACCGCCCCAAGAACGACCACCCCCUAGAACGACCGCCCCCAGAACGACGCACCCCAAGAAACGACCACCCCCAAAAACACCCGCCCCAAGAACCGACCACCCCCUAGAACGACCGCCCCCAAGAACGACCACCCCCUAG
This is a messenger RNA of Penaeus vannamei (Pacific white shrimp), 723 nucleotides long. The record is from RefSeq and is a predicted model, not a curated record. NCBI's taxonomy places the organism in Eukaryota, Metazoa, Arthropoda, Malacostraca, Decapoda, Penaeidae.